This is a messenger RNA of Anarrhichthys ocellatus (wolf-eel), 1834 nucleotides long. It is a transcript of the gene hpse, whose product is annotated as heparanase. NCBI's taxonomy places the organism in Eukaryota, Metazoa, Chordata, Actinopteri, Perciformes, Anarhichadidae. Gene Ontology annotation, biological process: cell-matrix adhesion; angiogenesis involved in wound healing. Gene Ontology annotation, cellular component: extracellular matrix; membrane. Gene Ontology annotation, molecular function: hydrolase activity, acting on glycosyl bonds. Bases 315 to 1091 code for a protein of 258 amino acids. The record is from RefSeq and is a predicted model, not a curated record. The transcript has 7 exons.
CAAUGAUUGAUGAAUAACUGUAUUGUAAUAAAAGUGUUCAUUCUGUAUAAAGAGAACUCUACUUUAAGUACAUUUUAAUGUAUUUGUACUUCAGUGGAUCCUCUCAGUCCACAUCAAAAUGAUUUAUUAACAUCUUGCAUUCUUCACAAGCUUUAUAUUCAGAAGUUCAGUCGGUCAGAGAAUCAUAAACUGAUGUCAGCAUUAAUAAUAACUCAUAUCUGUUGUUUUGUCCUCUCAGCUCUCCAAAGAUCAGGACUCUGGCCAAAGCUUUGAGUCCCUGUUUCCUGAGGUUUGGGGGGACGAGACAAGACUUCAUGGUCUUCAGCCCUCAGAGGUCUCAUCAGGACUCUGGUUCCUCUGAAGAUGGGUCAUGUGAUCAGAUGGAGCUUCCUUCGUGGCUCGAGGACAAACUGAAGAAAGACUGGACCCAACAACAGCUGAUCCUGAUCAGAGAAGACCUGCAGAGGAAGUACAGAAGAGUGAAGUUCACAGAGUACACCAUGGACCUCCUGAACUCCUUCUCUAACUGCUCUGGGAUGGAUCUGAUCUUCGGGCUGAACGCUCUGCUCAGAACCGCCGACAACAUCUGGAACAGCAGCAACGCCGCCUCGUUGCUGAAGUACUGUGAGUCCAGACGGUACCGGAUGUCCUGGGAGCUCGGCAACGAACCCAACAGCUUCCAGAAGAAGGCCGGCAUCCGAGUGGACGGGUAUCAGCUGGGACGGGACUUCACUCGUCUCAGAGAGAUGAUGUCACGAUCCAGAUUGUACCACGACGCCGGUUUGUUUGGGCCGGACGUGGGUCAGCCUCGAGACCACCGGGCCGACGUCCUGGAGGGGUUCCUUCAGACCGGAUCUCAGGCGGUAGACACCUGUACCUGGCACCAUUAUUACGUGAACGGGAGAGACACGUCUUUGGAGGAUUUUCUGGAUCCUAAAGUUCUCGACACUCUGGCCUUAAAGACCAAAGAAGUCCUGAAGAAAGUGAAGCAGGUUUCUCCUGAUAAACCAGUUUGGCUCGGAGAGACGAGCUCAGCGUACGGAGGAGGAGCUGUUGGUCUGUCGGACACAUUCGUCGCAGGAUUCAUGUGAGUUUAUUCUUUAUGUCUUUAAGUAAGACCUUAAAGAAGGCCGAGUCCAAAUCACGUCGAGGCCGAGUUCAGUGGCCAAAAAGACGCAAAAGGUAAACAUUGAGUUGGAGGUGAAAUAAUUUGUCAAUUGGUCGUUAGACUGAAAGUUAAGCAGAAACAGUUUUAUUAAUGAAUCAUUUGGGACCAACUAGUUGCAGCUUUUCAGAUGUGAAUGUUUGCUGUUCUGUUUUGUCUUCUAUGGUAAUAAAUUAAAUAUCUCUGUGUUUUUGACUGUUUUAAAGACGUCACAUUGCAGCUCUACAUUCAGAAGGAUAAGUUGAAGUAUAACUUAAAUCAUCACUCUGUUUGAAACAGGAAACUACUGAAAUUUACCCAAAUGUUGCAUUAUUUGAUCAACUUGUGAUCAGAGAGCUACUCGUCUAAAACAAGGAGCUCCAUUUGCUCUAAAAACCGUGAGGAGCUGAAGGUCUGAUUUCCUGCUUGAUUAUCUUAAACAGGAGGGUCGUGGUCUCUCAGGAGGUUUACGUGUAGUUUAUUGAGUUUACUGAUUACCCAGCAGCCCUCUGCUCUCAUGACAAAACUUAGAGCUACUCACUCACACACGUUUCUGUAUCAUGUUCCCAUGUUUCAGUGUUAUUAAAACAUGUUUCUGUUUAUUUAUGUUUCUGUUUUCAACACAUCUUUUAUUGUCAUUGACACACAUUUAUAUAUUGUUAACACAUGUUAGUGUUAUUAACACAUGUU